Molecule: messenger RNA, 1131 nt
Organism: Lycium barbarum (goji berry)
Lineage: Eukaryota; Viridiplantae; Streptophyta; Magnoliopsida; Solanales; Solanaceae
Exons: 1
Coding region: 1-1131 (376 amino acids)
Source: RefSeq, a predicted model, not a curated record
AUGCAUACAAAAUAUAAGUUCUUUCUUAUAGGCUUGAUUGAACCAUUUCAACAGGCUUAUAAGUUAGAAUCUUAUAGGAGAAGGCUUGGAAUUAAGACUGCUCUGAGCAAUGUAUCUGGAAAAAUAUGGGCUUUCAUUGAUGAGGAGUAUGAAGUCACAGUGUUAAUGGACACUAAUCAGCAGCUUACCUUGAAAUUAUUCAAUUGGGAUACUCAUCUUGAUAUAAUAGUCACUUUAGUUUAUGCUAAGUGUGACAGAAUUGAUAGAAUUGGAUUGUGGGAUUCCAUGUAUAAUCUUGCAUCAGACAUGAAUCUUCCUUGGCUUGUUGGUGGAGAUUUCAAUGUCAUUGUAGAUGAGGAAGAGAAAUAUGGUGGCCUACCUGUCACCUUGAAUAAAGUGGAGGAUUUCAGACACUGUAUUCGGACGUGUAACCUUAGUGACUUGGGUUAUAAAGGAAGCAUCUUCACCUGGUGGAAUGGAAGGGCUGCAGAUGAAUGUGUGUUCAAAAGAUUAGAUAGAUGCCUGGGAAAUUUUGAACUUCAACAGCAAUUUCCAGGCCUGGAAGUUAGUCACUUAAUUAAGCUGGGGUCUGAUCAUUCCCCACUUUUGGUAGAGUGUAAACAGGAGGUUCAACAAUUUAAGAAAUCCUUUAAAUUCUUAAAUUUUUGGACAAAACAUGCAGAGUUUCUACAGGUUGUGAAGGAUAAUUGGAAAACAGAUGUGGUGGCUAAUUCUUUCAUGACCUUUAAUGUCAAGCUUAAGAAGUUGAAGAGGGUGUUGUCUCAGUGGAGUAAAACAACUUAUGGUGACUUUUUCCAGACUAUCACUAAUCUUGAAGAAGUCAUCAAAACCCAUGAGGCACUGUUUGAGGCAUAUCCUUCUCAUGCCAAUAGGGAGAAACUUCAAAAAGUGCAAGCUGAGAUAACAAGAGCAUUGCAUAUAGAGGAGGAAUACUGGAAGCAAAAAUCUGGCAUGACCUGGUUCCAAGAAGGUGAUAAAAAUUCUAAAUUCUUUCAUGCAUAUGUUAAAGGAAGGAGGAAACUGCUGCAGUUGAAAAGAAUACAGAACUAUCAGGGUCAAUGGCUUGAGACUGAACAGGAAAUUGCUGAGGAGGCUGUUAGGUUCUACUAA